Molecule: messenger RNA, 1415 nt
Organism: Hydractinia symbiolongicarpus
Lineage: Eukaryota; Metazoa; Cnidaria; Hydrozoa; Anthoathecata; Hydractiniidae
Product: CD151 antigen-like
Exons: 7
Coding region: 99-821 (240 amino acids)
Cellular component (GO): membrane
Source: RefSeq, a predicted model, not a curated record
UUUACGUUUUAAAUCCCAUUCAAGUUUUGCUUCACACUACAUACAGCAAGAGAGUUCUAGGCGCGAAUAGCAUACUUCGUCAAGAAGAACACCCCAAGAUGGGUACUGGAAAAUUGUGUAUAAAGUAUCUACUAUUUUCAUUUAAUGUAGUAUUUUGGCUGGCUGGUUUAGCAGCUAUUGGGGCUGGCAUAUGGAUGUUGUUUGACCCUGGUAGAUUCAAUGAUUUUCUAGGAAAAUACACAUUUACAAUACCUGCUUCAAUAUUAAUAGCAACUGGUCUAUUUGUGACAUGUGUUGGGUUUUGUGGAUGUUGGGGUGCAAUAAGAGAAAACAAAUGCAUGCUUGGCACAUAUUUUACAAUGCUGUUGUUGAUAUUUUGUGCUGAAGUAGCUGCUGGGGUGCUGGGUUUCUUGUAUCGUGAUAAGAUAAAGGAUGAAGUGACCUCUGAAUCACAGUCAGUAAUACAAAAUAAAUAUGGAACUGGUGAUAAAGAUAUAGAUUAUGCUGUAGACACUGUACAAGAAAAGCUUGAAUGUUGUGGUGCUAAUGGUUAUGGUGAUUAUACUCCUUCUUCCAAGUGGUAUUUAAACAGAGGAAGUGCCAUCUAUUAUGUGCCACCAUCUUGCUGCUCCACGCAAUCAAAAUGUCUGAAAACGACAGACACAAAUGUUGUUUAUACCAAAGGUUGUAUUGACGAACUUGUUAAAUAUACUAAGGACAACAUGAUGAUCUUAGGAGGCAUUGGAAUAGGAUUAGCAUGCGUGCAGUUACUGGGGAUGUGUUUCGCUUGCUGUCUUUUCUUUGCAAUCGACGAUUACUGAAGUGUUAUGAACGCUGAUUGAAGACGUAUUAACCUGUUUCAUAUAUUGGCAAAUUACUGUUUUCUAAAUAGUUAAUCUCGUUAAUACGUAUAGCAAUAAGGCAAAAAGAUGUUAAUAUAUAUGUAUACUAUUUUUAAAAAAAUGGUAUCAACUUUGAUGUUUUUCCGAAUCUAUUAGUUUUUUUGUUGAGUGUUUUUGCAGUUUUAGCGAAAUUGUUAAAGAAAUCCCACUAAAGUCGUAAGUUCGCGAAAAACGUAUAAUUUACCGAAACACUUAUUGCGGCUAUCUUAUCGUAACUUAUGUGUAUGUUUCAGUAAAAGUGUUGUCAUAGCUAAUUUCUCAACGCUAAUUUUCCCUACAAAGAUGUUUCAAUGACGUUUACCAUAAGGGCAAAUCUCAUGAAUAUAAAGUAAGAUUUUGUGCAUUAUAAUGUAUAUAGGAACUCAGCAUUUUCUCUACAUCCUGGCUUGUAAAAUGGCAUGGGGUUUAGUGAAAAGGUUGUAUAAGUUAAGUAUGUUUUAUACGAAUUUUACACUCCUCUGUAUAUAUUUAAAGAAAAAUGUUAUUACGUAAAAUGAUAUAUUAAAAAUAAAA